This is a messenger RNA of Cucurbita pepo subsp. pepo (vegetable marrow), 6789 nucleotides long. Its product is annotated as actin binding protein. Gene Ontology annotation, biological process: potassium ion transport. Gene Ontology annotation, cellular component: membrane. NCBI's taxonomy places the organism in Eukaryota, Viridiplantae, Streptophyta, Magnoliopsida, Cucurbitales, Cucurbitaceae. Gene Ontology annotation, molecular function: voltage-gated potassium channel activity. The record is from RefSeq and is a predicted model, not a curated record.
AUCCGGGUGUUUUAUCCAGUCUAGUCUACGCGCCUCUUUCUCUCUCUCUUAUUCUUUUCGCUCUUUCUUUCUGAAUUCAUAUUUCCAAGUCCUUCCCAUUUCUCUCGCCAUUUUUUAUUUUUUAUUUUUACCCGGGUUUUUUGUUCUUGCUCCCUUCAAUCUCUCUCUCUCUCUCUCUGCCCUACUGUCACUUCUCUCUACUCUUUCAAUUCUCAUUCCUAAUUCUUCAACUUCUCUUCUUCCAUUUUUUUUGUUUGUUUUGAUUUUCAUUAUUUCGAUUUUUCGUAGACCGACUUCGAUUGUUUUUCUUUUUCAUUUGGACUUUUUCCCCCACGGUUGGGGUUUAAUUGCCGGGAAGUACUCGGGAUUUUGUCUUUUUAGCUCGCUAAUUUUCUCUCUGGUUUUGAAUUGGUGGAUUUUGUGCUGAAUUUCGAAGGUUUUGGCUGUGAUCGGACCUUUUAAUUCUAAGAUCUGUUCUGCUUCGGUGGUCAAUUUUGAUCUGGUUAGUGUUUUGUUCAGCUACGGGUUUGGAUCAGAUCGAGGAAGAAACAGCGCCAUCCGAUGGCGCUGUUCAGAAGGUUCUUUUACAGGAAGCCGCCGGAUCGGCUUCUUGAAAUCUCCGAGAGAGUCUAUGUGUUUGAUUGCUGCUUCUCCACGGAAGUGUUGGAAGAAGAAGAAUAUAAGGUCUACUUGGAUGGCAUUGUAGCACAGUUGCAGGGCCACUUUCCCGAUGCCUCUUUCAUGGUUUUCAACUUCAGAGAAGGUGAUAAGCGUAGUCAAAUUUCUGAUGUACUGACUCAGUAUGACAUGACAGUUAUGGACUAUCCUCGGCAAUAUGAGGGGUGUCCUUUACUGUCAUUGGAGAUGGUUCACCACUUCCUUCGAUCUAGUGAAAGCUGGUUGUCGGUGGAGGGUCAACAGAAUGUUCUAUUGAUGCACUGUGAAAGAGGAGGAUGGCCUGUUCUUGCAUUCAUGCUAGCUGGUCUUCUCUUGUAUAGAAAACAAUACAGUGGGGAGCAGAAGACCCUUGAAAUGGUCUACAAGCAAGCUCCUAAGGAACUUCUCCAUCUUUUGUCUCCUUUAAAUCCUCAGCCUUCCCAUCUGAGAUACCUUCAAUACAUUUCCAGGAGAAAUUUAGGUUCCGAUUGGCCUCCAUCAGAUACACCUCUAGUUUUGGAUUGUUUAAUACUUAGAGUUCUACCUCUUUUUGACGGGGGAAAGGGAUGUAGGCCUGUUGUGCGUGUUUAUGGUCAAGACCCCUCAACACCAGCAAAUAGAACUUCAAGGCUUUUAUUUUCAACAUCAAUCAAAAGAAAACAUAUCCGCAACUACCUACAGGCAGAGUGUAUGCUGGUGAAAAUUGAUAUUCAUUGCCAUGUCCAAGGAGACGUAGUUCUUGAAUGCAUCCAUUUGGAUGAAGAUCUAGUGCACGAGGAGAUGAUGUUUAGAGUUAUGUUUCACACAGCAUUCGUAAGAUCAAACAUUAUGAUGCUGAACCGUGACGAAGUUGAUGUUUUAUGGGAUGCAAAGGACCAGUUUCCUAAGGACUUCAGAGUUGAGGCACUCUUUUUGGAUGCUGAUGCUGUUGUCCCCAGUCUCACCACAGCCUUAGACGAUGAAGAUGGUAAUGAAACUGGAGCUGCUUCUCCUGAAGAAUUUUUUGAGGUUGAAGAGAUCUUCAGUAAUGCAAUGGAUGGGCAGGAAGCAAAGGGGUCCAAUGAUCCUCAAGUGGUCAAGCAUAUCAACCAUAACGAAGAUUUGAAGGAGGACUUGGAUCCUCCUGCAUUCCAAGAUUGUGCAUCUGACGAUGGAAAUCAUCUUAGGCAUGAUAAGAAAUCAGAUUUUGAUGCAGUGAAGGACAUUACUGUGGAUGAUGUGAGGUACAAACGGGAUGAAAAUAUAUAUCCUGAUCUUAAUGUAGUUAAGGACAUUGGUGUAGAUGAUGGGGAUAUGAAUUCAAAUUCCUUCAUGGUUGCUGCUAAUGUCCUGACCCAUGUGGAAGCCCAGGGUUUGGUGGAUGAUGCAUACGAGAAAUUUGAAGAUAUAGAAGAAAAGGAUGAUGGUAGAUAUACAACUGAGAAAUUUGAAAACAAGACUCUGCAGAAAAAGUUGAGUGCUGAUGGUUCAGAAUCUGAAAAAUUGCAAAAACCGAUUUCCAAGAAACAGCCUAUUUCAAGUGCAGAACCGACCACUGAUAUGGGUUUAACUGAACAGAGAGUCGAACAACAAGAGGCUCAAGGGUUUUCUGCAAAACAAGCAAGGCCAAAUAUAGUUUCUAGGUGGAUCCCACCUAACAAAGGCUCCUAUAUGAAUUCUGUGCAUGUUUCCUAUCCGCCUUCAAGAUAUAACAGUGCCCCUGCUGCCACUCUCAGUUCCCUAGUUGCUACAGAUGUGAAUAAUGACGUGGAUUCUGUAAGGCCUUCAUACUCUGCACUUGGGGAACUCGUGCUUGGCCCAUCGUCUCCAGUUGAGUCGAUAGAGGAGACAUAUUCUUCCUCUGAAACUUUAAAACCAUCACACUGCGAUCCACAACUUGAAGUACCUCCUCCCCCACUGCCCACAAAGCCUCCAUCUCCAUAUUUUCCAUCACCCCCCCGAGCAAAUGCAAUACCUCCUCCACCACCUCCACCACCUACUUCAUUUCAUCAUAUUGAGUCAACGUACUCUCCUCCACCACUUUCUGUGUCUUCAGCACCACCACCCCUAGUUAGCUCAUCAAACACAGUGACUACCCCUUCCCCUUCCCCUCCCCCUCCUCCUCCCCCUCCCCCUCCAUUCAGCAGGCAGAGUAGUGUUUUUCCCCAUUCUUCUACACAACCAUCAUGGGAGCAAAUAUAUUCUUCCGUUUCUAUUGCAAUGGUGGCUGGUUCUAUACCGCCUCCACCUCCACCACCCCCACCCCCACCACCACCUUUCUCCUCUCUCUCUCUGGUUAGGCCAUAUACAUCAAAGAAUAUUGUAAGUACUCCUCCAGCACCUGUUUUAUCCCCUCCCCCACCUUCUGUGAUGAAUGAAACACUUGCUUCACCACCUCCACCAUCCUCACCUGCUUCAGUAUAUGGUGAUAAAGCGUCACCGACUCUAGCAUCUACAGCACCCUCCCCUAUUACUUCAGUUCAUGGUGCUUCUCCACCCCCACCCCCACCCUCAUCCUCACAUAUUAGUUCAGUUCAUGGUGCUUCCUCGCCCCCGCCUUUAGCACCUCAAACAACCCCACCUAUUACUAUAGUGCAUCGUCUGCCCCCGCCCCCACNCCCACCCCCAUUAAUGUAUGAGGCAUUUCCUUCAGCAUCUCUAAUGAAAAGCACACCACCUCCACCACCUCCACCCCCACCCAUGCAUGGUGCAUCUCCAACACUAUCUUUAUUAGGACCACCACCUCCUUCGAUGCAUGGGGCUUUUCCACCAUUGCCUCCUCCACCACCUCCGCCUCCACCAAUCCAUGGGACUCCGUCACCAUCACCACCCCCACCACCACCGCCUCCACCAAUGCACGGGGCUCCUCCCCCACCACCACCUCCUCCAUCAAUGCAUGGGGCUCCUCCACCACCACCACCUCCUCCACCAAUGCACGGGGCUCCUCCACCACCACCACCUCCUCCACCAAUGCACGGGGCUCCUCCACCACCACCACCUCCUCCACCAAUGCACGGGGCUCCUCCACCACCACCACCUCCUCCACCAAUGCACGGGGCUCCUCCACCACCACCACCUCCUCCACCAAUGCACGGGGCUCCUCCACCACCACCACCUCCUCCACCAAUGCACGGGGCUCCUCCACCACCACCACCUCCUCCACCAAUGCACGGGGCUCCUCCACCACCACCACCUCCUCCACCAAUGCACGGGGCUCCUCCACCACCACCACCUCCUCCACCAAUGCACGGGGCUCCUCCACCACCACCACCUCCUCCACCAAUGCACGGGGCUCCUCCACCACCACCACCUCCUCCACCAAUGCACGGGGCUCCUCCACCACCACCACCUCCUCCACCAAUGCACGGGGCUCCUCCACCACCACCACCUCCUCCACCAAUGCACGGGGCUCCUCCACCACCACCACCUCCUCCACCAAUGCACGGGGCUCCUCCACCACCACCACCACCACCACCUCCACCAAUGCAUGGGACUCCUCCACCCCCGCCACCACCUCCUCCUAUGUAUGGGGCUCCUCCCCCACCACCACCUCCUCCAAUGCAUGGGGCCCCUCCCCCGCCGCCGCCACCACCCGGUGGAGGGAGAGCGCCUCCCCCGCCGCCGCCACCACCCGGUGGAGGGAGAGCCCCUCCCCCGCCGCCGCCACCACCCGGUGGAGGGAGAGCCCCUCCCCCGCCGCCGCCACCACCCGGUGGAGGGAGAGCCCCUCCCCCGCCUCCACCACCACCCGGUGGAGGGAGAGCCCCUCCCCCGCCUCCACCACCACCCGGUGGUGGGAGAGCCCCACCCCCGCCUCCACCACCACCCGGUGGUGGGAGAGCCCCACCCCCGCCUCCACCACCCGGUGGUGGGAGAGCCCCUCCACCGCCUCCCCCACCCGGUGGUGGGAGAGCCCCACCACCACCUCCCCCACCGGGUGGUGGUGGAGCCCCAGCACCCCCUCCCCCUCCGGGAGGUCGUGGAGCCCCACCCCCUCCUAGACCUCCUGGUGGUGGUGGACCUCCUCCACCUCCACCACUAGGUGCAAGAGGAGCAAACGCUCCACCUGACCCUAGAGGUUUGUCCUCUGGAAGAGGGCGUGGGCUAUCACGCUCAACAGCUACAGCACCUCGAAGGUCCUCCUUAAAGCCCCUACAUUGGAGCAAAGUAACGAGAGUUCUGCAAGGGAGCCUGUGGGAAGAACUGCAGAGAUAUGGAGAACCUCAAAUUGCACCAGAGUUUGAUGUGUCUGAGUUGGAGAGCCUCUUUUCUGCAAAUGUUCCCAAACCUGCUGAUGGAGGUAAAUCUGGAGGGCGAAGGAAGUCUGUUGGAUCCAAAAGUGACAAAGUUCACCUGAUUGACCUCAGAAGAGCUAAUAACACUGAAAUUAUGCUCACCAAAGUAAAGAUGCCUCUUCCUGAUAUGAUGGCUGCAGUGCUAGCUAUGGACGAGUCAGUAUUAGACGUUGAUCAGGUGGAAAAUCUCAUAAAAUUUUGUCCUACGAAGGAGGAGAUGGAACUUCUUAAGGGAUACACUGGUGAUAAGGAUAACCUUGGAAAGUGUGAACAGUAUUUUUUGGAGCUGAUGAAAGUGCCUCGAGUAGAGUCAAAGUUGAGAGUGUUUUCCUUUAAGAUUCAGUUCGGCUCUCAGAUAUCAGAAUUUAAGAAGAGUUUAAAUACUGUCAACUCUGCAUGUGUCGAGGUUAGGAAUUCUGCCAAACUGAAGGAGAUUAUGAAGAAAAUUCUUUAUCUGGGGAAUACACUGAAUCAAGGAACAGCAAGGGGUUCUGCAGUUGGCUUCAAGUUGGACAGUCUUUUAAAGCUUGCUGAUACACGUGCUUCUAAUAAUAAGAUGACACUCAUGCAUUAUCUUUGCAAGGUCCUCGCUUCAAAGACACCAGCUCUUCUUAAUUUUCAUUUGGACCUGGGUAGCCUAGAGGCAGCAACCAAGAUACAAUUGAAGUCUUUAGCAGAAGAAAUGCAAGCUAUAAUUAAGGGGUUAGAAAAGGUCAGGCAGGAGCUUGUUGCUUCUGAAAGUGAUGGUCCAGUCUCUGAAAUUUUUCGCAAGACGCUGAAAGAAUUUAUUGCUAUCGCUGAGACAGAGGUGGCAUCAGUGACAAAUCUAUACUCUACUGUGGGUAGAAACGCAGAUGCACUUGCACUAUAUUUUGGUGAGGAUCCAGCUCGUUGUCCAUUUGAGCAGGUUACAGUGACAUUAUUGAACUUCAUGAGAUUAUUUCGGAAAGCCCACGAAGAAAACUGCAAACAGGCCGAACUGGAAAGGAAAAAGGCGGAGAAAGAAGCUGAAAUGGAGAAAGCCAAAGGAAUUAGCCUUACGAAGAAGAGUGUGAAAUAGGUGAUAUACUUGAGUUCUCCUUAGCUCGGGAGAUUGAGCUUUUGUCCUGCAAUUGCAACUCGGUUGUCACCUUGGGGCCGAGGGGAAGCAUGCUUUGUGACCAGCUUCAGAGAAAAUCCAAUUUGAGAUACGUUCUGCAGUGCUAAAACCUCGAUGAACAUGGAUAAACACAUGGGCUGUUUAUUUAUGCCUGCAGAACUUCUGAGUUGGCCAAGUUGUUUAUUUGUACAUAGUUGACGUGCUGCUACCUGGACCAACAGAAUCGUGUCCCAACUCAACCGGUCUUUCACACUUGAAUAGACAUAUCAACCAUGGAGAUAACAUUGGGUGCUGACCAUCUUCGCCAAUCAAAGGUAUUCCAUGUGCUGGUAGCUUCAAUUCUGAUUAUGGGUUUGGCUCCUCCCGGCAGAUUUUUUCAGAAUAGUGUUUUCAAUCCUAGAUCAGUGUUUGGAUUAAAGUAGGUGAUCUGGUUUCGGCUUUGACAAUGAAUGCAUGUGGCACAAAAGUUUUGGGCAGAGAAUUUGCAUCCUUGAAAUCCAGCCGUAGCACGAAGCCAUGUACAGAGCGAGCCUCUCUAACCAUUCCAUACAUUAGAAUGUAAAUUUUUUUGUUGUUUGAUGAUGUAUCAUGAAAAUAGUCGCUCCCUCUUAUUUGUAGAUUUUUUUUGACUCAAACCCGUCCUAGAGAUGUUGUAUAGCGCAGAUUCAGAGAGUAAUUAGAAGACGGGUUCUCCCACCACUGUAAUUGUAAUAUAAAUCGAAAAUAUAGGCCACGUUUGAAAUCCUCUCGUUUCUCUCA